Messenger RNA from Periophthalmus magnuspinnatus, 9287 nucleotides. RefSeq names its product piezo-type mechanosensitive ion channel component 1 (gene piezo1). The annotation marks the transcript as partial. The transcript is spliced from 51 exons. The record is from RefSeq and is a predicted model, not a curated record. NCBI's taxonomy places the organism in Eukaryota, Metazoa, Chordata, Actinopteri, Gobiiformes, Gobiidae.
AUGUUUGUGUUUUGUUCUUUUUGUGUUUUUGCAGCCUCUCUGUUCCGCUACAAUGUUCUGUCGCUGGUUUACUUCCUGUACCUGCUGCUGCUGCCGUGGUUCCUCUGCCCGAACAAACACACCAUCAAAGGUCACACGGGGCGAUUUAUCUCAGCUGUGUUCUGCACCGGGCUACUCUUUGUUCUGGCCCACGUUUGCUUCCAGACUGUCCUGUUCACCUACCCGCCUCUGGACACGGUUCUGGGGGACAACUGCUCACAAUGGGACACCGUCAGCCGCCAGAUCGGCCUGUCCAGGCUGCCCCUGGACGAGCCCUGGACUGUGGCGCGGCUCCUCUGUCCCGACCUAGCCGUGUGUCUGGUUUCCUUGGUAACCAGCAUCCUGUGUCAUCGCCUGGUGAAAAACCGGCGGAUGGUGGCCGCCGCUAACAUCACGUCUCUGGAGCCACGGACCGAUAGCCAAUCAGAGAUGGAGGACAGUGAGGAAGAGGACGCAGAGGACGCAGAGGACGCAGAGGACACAGAGGACGCAGAGGACGGGCUGUCAGAGGAUGAAGAGGUGUCUGCAGGGACUCGGGCGAAGCAGUUAGCCGAGCGCCUCAAAUCGACCGCCUGCCGAGUCCUUCGAGAUCUCGGCCGCAUCCUCGCCAUCAGCCUGCUGGCCCUGGCCGGCAUCACUCUGCCCUCCGCCUUCUCCGCCAUCUACUUCCUCCUCUUCGUGGGCGUGUGCACGUGGUGGGCGUGUCAUCUUCCCAUCAGCCACUUGGGCUUUAACGCUCUGUGUGUGAUGGUGGGCUUCUUCACCGCGGGUCACAUGGUCUGUCUCUACGUGUACCAGAGCUCACUGUCCCAGGCCGUGUUCCCCCCCUCCAGUCUGUGGGCCCGACUGUUCGGCCUGAAGGACAUCAUCAUAUCUGGAAACUGCUCCUCUGCGUUCGAACUCAGUCUGAAUUCAGACCAUGACUGGCCCGUGUACGCCAACCCUGGGGUCCUCUUCCUCCUCUACAUCACCAUCACCACUGUGCUCAAAACGGGCGCCAUCGGGGCGUCAAAGGAGGAAGAACAGAAAACGCACAGGGGGGCGGAGUCUCCUGGAGACGAGGAGAUGGUGGCGUUUACGACCUGGAGAGGACCCAGUGAUGACUGUCGAGAUGAUACUGAGCUCAUGCUUUUGUCCAUGGGACCUGAAGGACCUAAAGAGGCCACCCUGGCCUCAGAGGAGAACACAGAAGUGGGCACUGAAGCUCCCCCUAGUGGUGGGAAGAGUGAGAGCCCGUUCUUUUUGCUGGGGAGAGUGGUGAUGCAGCAGAGCUAUGUGUGCGCGCUCAUCGCCAUGAUGGUCUGGAGCAUCACAUACCACAGCUGGCUCACCUUUGUGCUGCUGCUCUGGGCCUGUCUCAUCUGGAUCUUACGAGCCAGGCGCCACGCUGCGACCCUGUGCUCCCCGUUCAUUCUGCUCUAUGGACUGGCCCUGUGCUGUCUGCAGUAUGUGUGGGCCAUGGAUCUCCAGCCUGAACUGCCCUCCACUGUGGGCAACAUGAGCCUCCGACAGCUGGGUCUGGAGCGGGCGCAGUUCCCCUGUCUAAGGCUGGGGGCGCUGCUCCUGUUCACUCUGACCUUCUGGCUGCUGUUGCGACAGUCAGUGAAAGAAAACUUCAGCCGGAAAAGGAAUAUGGCGGCCCCUCUACAGGAAGUGACCACAGGAGAAGGUGGCACUGGCAGUGAGUCAGUGCUGAAGGUGCUGGGGGGCAUGGUCAUGUGUUGUUGGGCCAAAUACUGGAUUUAUGUUUGCGGGGGCAUGUUCAUCAUGGUGUCCUUUGCUGGAAAACUUGUGGGCUACAAGAUCAUCUACAUGCUGCUGUUUCUGCUCUGCCUGUGUCUCUACCAGGUUUACUACUCCCUCUGGAGGCGGCUGCUGAAGAUCUUCUGGUGGCUCGUGGUGGCCUACACCAUGCUGGUGCUGAUCGCUAUCUACACAUAUCAGUUUGAGGAUUUCCCCGGCUACUGGAUGCACUUCACAGGGUUCACAGAGGAGCAGCUCGCAGCUGUGGGUUUGGAGACCUUUGCCCUGUCAGAACUCUUCAGCAGUAUCCUCAUCCCAGGAUUUUUCCUUUUGGCCUGUAUUCUCCAGCUGCACUAUUUCCACACACCCUUCAUGAGGAUCACUGACCUGGAGAACGUCACCCCCAGAAAGAACAGUGAGACAGCUGGAGCAUGUUGCACGGAUGGAGGAGGAGGAGGCUUUGAAGAGGAUGAUGAGAACCUGGAAACUGAGUCUGAAGUGGCUCUGACGCCCAGUAAAUGGGGCCUGGUCAUGGACAGACUGUUGGUGUUGUCCAGGAAGUUCUCAGACAUACUCACUAAAGCUCAGGGGUUUCUAUGGCGUCUCCUGGAGCUGCACAUCAUCAAAAUGGUGGCGUUCUUCUCUGUCUGGGUGUCUCUGGAAGAGCCGUCUGUCAUGAACCUGGUGCUGGUGGUGCUGUGGUCCCUGGCCAUGCCCUACAGCCGCUUCAGGCCCAUGGCGUCCUGCCUGUCCACGGUCUGGGUGUGUGUCAUCAUCAUGUGCAAGAUGUUAUACCAGCUCAGUGUGGUCAACCCAGCUGAGUACUCCAGCAACUGCACUCUGCCUUUGACCAAUGAGACCAAUCUUUUAGCUGAGGAGAUGUUAAACUCCACCCUGUUCAAAGAGCCAGUGGACCCGGCGCGGUGGUUUGGCAUCAGGAAAGAGGCGACUGUUCUGGGCUACAGCCAGAAUCACCUGAUUGUUUUGAUGCUGCUGGUUUUUGAGGCCACGGUCUACCGCCAUCAGACCCACCACUACAAACAGCUACAGUGCUCCCCCCCGACCAUCCCCGCCCUGUUUCCCAGCGCCACACGGGACACUCUGGACCAGGGCCUGCUCCCCUGCAUCAAGUAUCUGCUUAACUACAGCUUCUACAAGUUUGGCCUCGAGAUCUGUUUCCUGAUGACGGUGAAUGUGAUUGGCCAGCGGAUGAACUUCCUGGUGAUUAUUCACGGGUGCUGGUUGGUCGCCAUCUUGGUGAGACGGCGGCGGGCUGCCAUCGCUCAGAUAUGGCCCAGAUACUGUCUCUUCUUGUCCAUUUUCAUGAUCUACCAGUACUUACUGUGUGUGGGGAUCCCCCCUGCUCUGUGUCUGGACUACCCCUGGAGAUGGAACACUCCGGUCCUCAUGAACUCUGCUCUGAUCAAAUGGAUCUACUUGCCGGACUUCUACACGAUCCCAAACUCGAGGAACCUGAUCGCGGAUUUCGUGCUGCUGAUGUGUGCGUCGCAGCAGUGGAAAGUGUUUGAGUGUGAGCGUGUGGAAGAGUGGAUGGUUCUGGCUGGAGAGAACACAGACGACUCAGAGCCCAUGGAAGGUCGUCUGUUUAACCCGGCGCCAAACUUCAUCAACUGCAGGAGUUAUCUGGACAUGGCCAAAGUGCUGGUGUUCAGGUACUUCUUCUGGUUUGUUCUGUCUGUGGUGUUCAUCACUGGAGCCACUCGUAUAUCAGCGUUUGGACUGGGUUAUCUUCUGGCGUGUUUCUUUUUCCUUCUCUUUGGUACCAAGCUGCUGCUGAAGCCGUCACGGACCCGUCUCACCCUGUGGGACUGCCUCAUCAUUUAUAAUGUAGCGGUUAUUAUAUCCAAAAACAUGCUGUCCAUUCUGGCCUGUGUGUUCGUCUUUGAGAUGCAGAAAAACUUUUGUUGGGUUAUCCAGCUGUUCAGCCUCGUUUGCACCGUUAAAGGCUACUACGACCCCAAUGAGGUGGAGGACCGCAGCUGCAGCCUUCCUGUGGAGGAGGCUGGGAUCAUCUGGGACGGGAUCUGUUUUCUGUGCCUCCUCCUCCAGAGGAGAGUCUUCCUCAGCUUCUAUUUCCUUCAUGUGAGGGCGGAGCUCCAGGCCUCAGCGCGACAGGCCUCCAGAGGAUUUGAACUGUUUAAAGCGAGCAUCAUCAAGAACAUCAAGUACUACCAGCAGCUGGAGCAGAAGUCUCUGUCACAGCUCAAGAGAUCAAUGCAGCGUAUUCGAUCCAAACAACAAAAGUACAGAGAUGGACAAAAAACACACAAACAGCCAGACGAUACUGAAGAUGAAGAAAACCAAAAGGAGCAGAAGAAGUGGUACCAGCCGUGGUUGGACCAUGCCAAAGUGCUCCACUCUGGGGACUACUACCUGUUUGAGUCCGACAGUGAGGAUGAGGAGGAGCAACAGGCCGACGAGCAGAAGACGAAGAAGCAAACCGCCUGUCAGUUGGCGUAUCAGGCCUGGGUGAGCAGCGUGAAAGAGGCGCUGAGAGACCGACAGAGGAGACAGAGGCAGCUGCGGAGGAUGGAGAAAGCAGCAGCCCACCAGCUCCACCAGGACACAGGUGGUCCAGACAACGAUGUGUUUGAGGAGCAUGUGGAGGAAAGUAAGGAGCCGGAGGAGCAGGACUCCGGACAUGGUGAGAUGGUUCAGAGGAUCCUGGAUCUCCUGCGCUUCCUCUGGGCCAUAGUCCUGGCCAUGGUAGAUGGACUGACACAGUGGCUCAACCUUCUGACCAAACAGUACAGAGAAACAUCCACUGUGCUGUGUAACGAGCGCUACCUCAUGAUCCACAAGAUCCAGCAGCAGCAAACCACCGCCUCCACAGUCGAGCUUCUGUCCCAGGGCAGUCACACUCUGGAGACGUGUCUUGACGACACUGAGGCGGAUCAUUCCAGAUACAGCAGUCUGGAUGUAGAUAGUCUGGAGGUCCCGGGUCAGUCCACCCCCAGACCUUUAGUGGCCAGUGUAGGCAGCCUGCUGAGUCCAGAGCCCCUGGACAACAGCCUGGAUCUGCUCCCGGAUCUGCCUAAACAACAGCGCCACUCCAGGACAGCCAGUGAACUGCUGGGAGAGAGACAGUUCUAUAUCGAGGAGUUGGAGCAGAGCCGUGACUUCUACAACAGCCAGAACCGUCUGCUGAAGCUGCUGUUCGCUCUGUAUAAUUUACUGGCUGCUAACUCUGAGCUGGUGUGUUACCUCAUCAUCGUCCUGAACAAUGUGGUCAGUGCGUCGGUCAUCUCCCUGGUGCUUCCCAUCCUGGUGUUCCUGUGGGCCAUGCUCUCUGUGCCCAGACCCACCAAACGCUUCUGGAUGACCGCCAUCGUGUACACGGAGGUGAUGGUGGUGGUCAAAUACUUGUUCCAGUUUGGCUUCUUUCCCUGGAACAGUGUUUAUGAGAUGACCCUAAACGAGGACAAGCCCUUUUUCACCCCUCGGAUCCUCGGCCUGGAAAAGUCUGACAACUACAUCAGAUACGACCUCCUGCAGCUGCUGGUCCUGUUCUUCCACAGAUCUCUGCUCAUGCGUUACGGUUUGUGGGACCAUGAGGAGCCCCUGAAGGAGAAGACCUCACCCCAGAGCAGCCCCGAUGACAGAACAGAAGAAGUGUUUGAAAAUGGCACCAGGCCUCACAGUCGGGAGGACCAGCACAACACUGAGGACCCAGUGGAGUACGCAGAGUCCUGCAGCCUCACACCAGCUCCCACACCGCCCCCUGCUGUUCAUUCAGAUAAUACGGCAUCAGUGGAUGAGCAGGGGUCCACAGGAGUCAACUCUACAAAUGUCCAGGAGGAAACAUCGAGCACAGACCUGAGACCAAAGAAAAGCAGCAUACGCUUUCGCAAAAAGAAGAAACAGAAGAGGACGGCUGCGGCCUCAGGGGGAGACACACCAGAACCAGAACCAGAACCAGAACCUGAAAGUAAACCAGAGAAGAAGAAAAAAAGUAAAAGAAGAGAGGCCGCGAAUCAGCGCCUGCAGGCCGUGGGACAGAAGCUCAAACACGUCUGUUUAUCUGGGUUCCAGGCUGUGUACGAACCCACUCAGAGCUUCUUCAGGGACAUAGUUCGCGCCGAGUAUCGAGCCGCCACCGAUGUCUACGCCCUCAUGUUCCUCACCGACGUCAUUGACUUCAUCAUCAUCGUCUUCGGCUUCUGGGCCUUUGGGAAACACAGCGCGGCCGCAGACAUCGCCUCCUCGCUGUCGGAGGACCAGGUUCCUGAGGCGUUCCUGGUGAUGCUUCUCAUUCAGUUCAGCACCAUGAUCAUCGAUCGAGCGCUGUACCUGCGCAAGGCUGUCCUGGGAAAACUUAUUUUCCAGGUCAUCCUGGUGUUUGGGAUCCACAUCUGGAUGUUCUUUAUUUUGCCUGCAGUCACUGAGCGGAAGUUUAAUCAGAACUUUGUGGCUCAGCUCUGGUACUUUGUGAAAUGCGUGUACUUCGGCUUGUCGGCGUACCAGAUCCGCUGUGGUUAUCCUACGCGUAUCCUCGGCAACUUCCUCACCAAGAAAUACAACCAUCUGAACCUGUUCCUUUUCCAGGGGUUCCGCCUGGUGCCCUUCCUGGUGGAGCUUCGGGCUGUUAUGGACUGGGUCUGGACGGACACCACUCUGUCGCUGUCUGACUGGAUGUGCGUGGAGGACAUCUACGCCAACAUCUUCAUUAUUAAAUGCAGCCGUGAGACAGAAAAAAAAUAUCCGCAGCCAAAAGGACAAAAGAAGAAGAAAAUUGUCAAAUAUGGGAUGGGCGGACUCAUCAUCUUUUUCUUAAUUUGCAUAAUAUGGUUCCCUUUGCUCUUUAUCUCAUUGGUCAGAUCAGUAGUGGGUGUGGUCAACCAUCCCAUCGAUGUCACAGUGACAGUCAAACUUGGAGGCUACGAGCCUCUGUUCACCAUGAGCGUCCAGCAGCAGUCCAUCAAGCCCUUCGUCCAGUCCGACUACGAGAACCUGACCCGGACCUUUGGAGAUAACGCGGUGGCCAUGCAGUUCAUCACUCUGUACAGUUAUGAGGACGUUGUCACAGCCAUGAUCGAGGGCAGCUCUGGCUCCGUGUGGAGGAUCAGCCCCCCGAGUCGACAAGAGCUGAUCAAGGAGCUGCUGGACAGUCCAGUGGACCUGACCCUCAGGCUGGCUUGGACCUUCCAGAGAGACUUGGGAAAAGGAGGGACGGUGGAGCACACCUUUGACAAACACUCGAUCGACUUGGAGCCAGGGAGUCCCGUCCGGUCGGAGCUCGCCUCUCUGCUGGUCGGGAACCGCACCAAACCUGUGCUCGUGCCUCACAUGUUCCCAAACUACAUCCGAGCCCCAAACGGAGCCGAGGCCAAACCCGUCAGUCAGCUGUACGAAGAGGACGAGAGCGGAUACCUGAACAUCACUCUGUCCCUGAUGAGCGACAAGUCCCUGAGGAACAGCGGGACGCAGGAGUGGUGGGACAUCGCCAUCGCAGACUGUGAGCCUGCCUCGUGUGGCGUUCUGCCCAUGGUCAUCUUCAAUGACAAAGUCAGCCCCCCCAGUUUGGGUUUCCUGGCCGGAUACGGGAUCAUGGGGCUGUACGUGUCCGUGGUCCUGGUCAUUGGAAAGUUCGUUCGUGGAUUCUUCAGUGAAAUCUCUCACUCCAUCAUGUUUGAGGAGCUGCCGAGCGUCGAUCGCAUCCUGAAGCUCUGCACGGACAUCUUCCUGGUGAGGGAGACAGGUGAACUGGAGCUGGAGGAGGAGCUCUACUCAAAGCUGAUCUUCUUGUAUCGUUCUCCUGAGACGAUGAUCAAAUGGACCAGAGACAGUCACAGCUCUGACCAGGAGAGACGCUGACCGAGGUCACUGCAGGACGAUACUACAGGACGAUACUGCAGGACGAUACUACAGGACGAUACUAUAGGACGAUACUAUAGGACGAUACUACAGGACGAUACUACAGGACGAUACUACAGGACAAUACUACAGGACGAUACUACAGGACGAUACUACAGGACGAUACUACAGGACGAUACUAUAGGACGAUACUACAGGACGAUACUACAGGACGAUACUACAGGACAAUACUACAGGACGAUACUACAGGACAAUACUACAGGACGAUACUACAGGACGAUACUACAGGACGAUACUAUAGGACGAUACUACAGGACGAUACUACAGGACGAUACUGCAGGACGAUACUACAGGACGAUACUAUAGGACGAUACUACAGGACGAUACUGCAGGACGAUACUGCAGGACGAUACUGCAGGACGAUACUGCAGGACGAUACUACAGGACGAUACUACAGGACGACACUGCAGGACGACACUACAGGACGACACUACAGGACGAUACUAUAGGACGAUACUAUAGGACGAUACUAUAGGACGAUACUAUAGGACGAUACUAUAGGACGAUACUACAGGACGAUACUACAGGACGAUACUACAGGACGAUACUAUAGGACGAUACUAUAGGACGAUACUAUAGGACGACACUACAGGACGACACUACAGGACGAUACUAUAGGACGAUACUACAGGACGAUCCUAUAGGACGAUACUACAGGACGAUACUAUAGGACGAUACUACAGGACGAUACUAUAGGACGAUACUAUAGGACGACACUACAGGACGACACUACAGGACGAUACUAUAGGACGAUACUAUAGGACGACACUACAGGACGAUACUACAGGACGAUACUACAGGACGAUCCUAUAGGACGAUACUACAGGACGAUACUAUAGGACGAUACUACAGGACGAUACUAUAGGACGAUACUAUAGGACGACACUACAGGACGACACUACAGGACGAUACUACAGGACGAUACUAUAGGACGACACUACAGGACGAUACUACAGGACGAUACUACAGGACGAUACUACAGGACGAUACUAUAGGAGGAUACUACAGGACGACACUGCAGGACGAUACCAUAGGAUGACACUAUAGAACGAUACUAUAGGACGAUACUAUAGGACGAUAAUAUAGGACGACACUACAGGACGAUACUACAGGACGAUACUAUAGGACGAUACUACCAUGUUUACGUGGAAUAUGUCCAGAUCCAGAGUGUAGAUGAGGAGCCGGAACCUCACGUCACAGACCUACAGAGAUCUUUGGAUGUUGAGUGUUUACACACAGGCGUCGUGUCUGCGGGCACAUAAUGGGACAUAAUGGGACAUAACGGGACAUAAUGGGACAUAUUGGGAGAUAACGGGACAUAACGGGACAUAACGGGACGCGUCUGUGGAGUUUGGAGCCUGACUGAAGGCUCUAUUUCAAACACAUGAGCCGCACAGAUCACAGCGUUUGAGAAUAUUGUGUUUUGAUGUUUCUUGAAGCCUCUGUGCCUCAGAUGGACUUAAGUCUUUGUCUUAAAAUGUCAGAAAACCUAAAUUAUUUCAUAAAUGUUUUGUGACAUUUUAGCUGAAAUCUAAAAAACUGUUUGUUUUUUUGUGGUCCUAAAACAAAAUAGUGUUUUAAAUAAAACUGUGUCUCAUUAAAGUCUUAUG